GCAUCUCCCCACAGUCGGGAGCGCGCCUCUGUCCACUGCCGUCUGUUUCCUCACUGCACAGCACGGCUCGCUACCCCGACGGUCCACGGUGCAACUAUGGCAGCCCUGAGUAAGAUACCGCACAGCUGCUAUGAGAUCGGGCACACAUGGAACCCUUCCUGUGUCAUGUCCACCCUGGAGAUCACUGCGGGAGCUCUGGAGGUCUCUUUCAAAAUAUAUGCACCGCUUUACCUGAUAGCAGCCAUCCUGCGGAGGAGGAAGAAGGAGUAUUAUCUGAAGAGACUCCUCCCUGAGAUCCUUCAGUCCACCUCCUUCCUCACCGCUAAUGGAGGACUCUACAUCGCCUUCUUCUGCAUUCUCAGGAAACUGCUGGGUGGCUUCACCUCGUGGUCAGCUGGGUUCGGAGCAGCUCUACCUGCCUCUUACAUCUCUAUCCUCAUGGAACGCAAGAGCAGGAGAGGUCUGCUGACGAUCUACAUGGCCAACCUGGCGACAGAGACCUUGUUCCGUAUGGCCGUCACACGAGGCAUCGUCAACCCCCUCAAACACGGGGAGGUUCUGCUGUUCUGUUUGACGUCAUCCCUCUACAUGUUCUUCUUCAGGAGUAAAGAUGGACUUAAAGGAUUCUCUUUCUCAGCGCUCAAGUUCAUCGUUGGGAAGGAGGAGAUUCCCACACACUCCAACCCGCCUGAACACAGCUAUCCACAACCCCCGGAGACAUCGAUCAACACAGAGUCACAGAGGUCAACAGGAAGCCCCGCAUCCGGCAGGAAGUCCCUCAUCACCCUCACCAGGAGACUGAUAGAAUCUAUAUGCAAACAUGGACCCAGACAUAGAUGCUGUAAACACGACCAAGACAACUGCAUAGCCUACUGUGUCAAGGGCUUCAUCCGUAUGUUCAGCGUGGGCUACCUGAUCCAGUGUUGCCUGAAGGUUCCGUCAGCGUUCCGCCAGGUGUUCACUAAGCCGUCUCGGCUCCCUUCUCUCUUCUACAACAAGGAGAACUUCCAGCUCGGGGCUUUCCUAGGGUCCUUCGUCUCUAUAUACAAGGGGACCAGCUGCUUGCUGCGUUGGGUGCGUAACCUUGAUGACGAGCUCCACGCCCUCAUAGCAGGUUUCCUGGCUGGCAUGUCCAUGUUCUUCUACAAAAGCACAACAAUCUCCAUGUACCUGUUCUCCAAGCUAGUGGAGACCAUGUACUUUAAAGGCAUUGAGACGGGCCACCUCCCUUACUUCUCCCAGGCUGACACCAUCAUCUACGCCAUAUCUACCGCAAUCUGCUUCCAGGCUGCGGUGAUGGAGGUGCAGAAUCUCAGACCCUCCUACUGGAAGUUUCUCCUCAGGCUCACCAAGGGCAGGUUUGCUUUUAUGAACAGGAGGGUGCUGGAUGUGUUUGGGACUCAGGCCUCCAGAGACUUCCAUGGAAUCAUGCCCAAAUUCCCCCGUUACGCCACCCCGACCCUGACCCCUGGAAAGAAACAUCACUCUGGGUUGACCCCACAUUGUUAGAGGUCAGGGGGUCAGCCAGAGGGGGGGGCGGGAGUCCUAAAUGGCCCCCUGUUUCCUGUAGAGUGCACUACUUUUGACCAGGGCCUGCGUAGGAUAGUGCACUACAUAGGGAACACAUGUGCCCUCUCUAAGGACCUAUGUCUGCGUGAGGACACUUCGUAAGGCUGUCGUAAGGCUGUUCAACCCCGUAGAGGGCAGAUGAUAUUGUAUGUAAUGUGGUGAGGGAGAAACUGGCCUCGCCGGGAGACGUCUGGAAAUCUGAGUUGAUUUAAUAUGAGCAAUAUGACUUAAACCUAUCCUCUCAGAUCUGCCCUGGUGAAUAGGGGCUAGGGGGAAGGGGAUAGGGACUAGGGGAUAGGGA
Salvelinus fontinalis (brook trout) is the source of this 1870-nucleotide messenger RNA. RefSeq names its product transmembrane protein 135 (gene tmem135). NCBI's taxonomy places the organism in Eukaryota, Metazoa, Chordata, Actinopteri, Salmoniformes, Salmonidae. The record is from RefSeq and is a predicted model, not a curated record.